Messenger RNA from Sitophilus oryzae (rice weevil), 1555 nucleotides. It is a transcript of the gene chic, whose product is annotated as profilin. The transcript has 4 exons. The coding region runs from base 170 to 550 and encodes 126 amino acids. Gene Ontology annotation, cellular component: cell cortex. The record is from RefSeq and is a predicted model, not a curated record. Gene Ontology annotation, molecular function: actin monomer binding. NCBI's taxonomy places the organism in Eukaryota, Metazoa, Arthropoda, Insecta, Coleoptera, Curculionidae.
AAUUCCUGUCAUGCGCAUACGGUUUGGACGAAGCGUCAAAAGUGGCUUCCGCCUUCACAAUUUCGCUGCACAAGUGUAUUCGAAAUCGGCUUUUGUCAAGAGUUGCAGUAGAAAAUUUGUAGUAUUUAUUCCAAGGAUUUAAGUGUUUUAAUAUAAUAAAUCAAAUAACAUGAGUUGGCAGGAUUACGUUGACAAACAACUCUUAGCUUCCAGAUGUGUGACCAAGGCGGCUAUCGCUGGGCACGAUGGAAAUGUCUGGGCAAAAUCUGACAACUUCGAUGUCUCAAAAGAAGAAUUAGCAAAGUUAGUUCAGAGUUUCGAAAAACAGGACAUCCUCACCUCUUCGGGGGUCACACUGGCCGGCAGCAGAUAUAUAUACCUCUCCGGUACGGACAAAGUAAUAAGAGCCAAAUUGGGGAAAGUCGGAGUCCACUGCAUGAAAACAACUCAAGCUGUGGUAGUUUCGUUAUAUGAAGAUCCCAUUCAGCCCCAACAAGCGGCGUCAGUCGUAGAAAAAUUAGGGGACUACCUAAUUACUUGUGGAUACUAAAGGUACUUCUGGCCGCUUCGAGCAGAGAUGACCUGCGUGACAAAAGUUGAGAAAAGUAAUUUUUUUAAGUGAAAUCAGCAUUAGUUUAUGUUAAUUGACAUACAUAUUCGUGCUGAUAUUUCGUUUUUUUUUUGUAUUAAAUUUCGAACAAACAAAAAAAAUUGUACUAAUUUUAAAAACGGUCACACGGCAUAGUAUAAGAAAAUAAGUAUAAUUUUUUUAUGCUAGGACUGUGUAUAUUUUGCCAAUAUUCUACUUUAAAGUGGCUUUUAUUAUUAUUAUUUUUAUUAAAUUGUAAGGCGCGCGUUUUAAGUUUAAAUAAUAUAAAUACUAUAUUUUUUAACUCUCAUCAUGCCUCUUUCCAUAUGAGUUUUAAAAGAGAAUAAAAUCAACCCAUAAUAAAAAGCUUUUUCAUAUUGUGCAAGCUAUCUAUUUGAUACUGAAUUACUGUUAGAAUUUUUUUAAUUAAAAAAAAAAGUCUAGUCCAACUUCUAAUAAUUUUCCUCCCAAUUCGUAUUAAGCUGAAAAAUACUACUGUACCGUCAACUGAGAUUCGAUAAAAGAACCUGCACAAAAAAAAAUAAAUAAUGAGUAUCUUUAUUUGUAAAAUUGAUUAAAUAAAGAGGUGGACAUAAAAUGUUCGUUUUUAUUUUGCUUAUACAGGUUUGUGGUUGGUGUAAAUUUGUCAGGUGAGAUGAAACGAUGGUUUCGCGAUUUCGAUAGUGCCAAUAUUUCUUUUUAAUUGUGUGAGGGAGUCAGCUUGUGACAGUUUACACCAAUGUAAUAGUCGUAACCUACUAAAUUGAUGUAGCCAAAAAUAACGUCAUAAAAUUGUUGCAUGCUGCCUAUUCAUAUAAUGUAUAAUAAUUACGACGAUAAAUGCUCAGAAUAUUUAAGUCAUAUUAUUUUUUAUUAAUUUGAAAUAUGUAGCUUUGUAAAACUUUUCGUAUAAUUUGCAAAGGACUUUGUGUAUUUAAAAUAUCGUAAUAAAUUUGUAUUAUAACA